Messenger RNA from Manis pentadactyla (Chinese pangolin), 2376 nucleotides. RefSeq names its product solute carrier family 25 member 21 (gene SLC25A21). The record is from RefSeq and is a predicted model, not a curated record. The transcript is spliced from 12 exons. Lineage: Eukaryota; Metazoa; Chordata; Mammalia; Pholidota; Manidae. The coding region runs from base 256 to 1065 and encodes 269 amino acids. Gene Ontology annotation, biological process: transmembrane transport.
GGCUCUGCGGGCCGGCGAGCUCGCCCACUCAUCCCCACCCAGCCGCAGUCCUCAGGCUCACGAAGAUGUCUGCCAAGCCCACUGUCGGCUUCGUGAACGAGGCUUCAAGGCAGAUUGUGGCCGGGGGUUCCGCUGUAGGUGAUAAGCUCCCUGAAGAUAAGCAUCCUGGUCUGUUGGGUACCCGGUUGAACCUGACACAGGAUAGGUACUCAAUAAACAUUUGUUGAAUGAACAGGUCUUGUAGAAAUUUGCCUGAUGCACCCCCUGGAUGUGGUGAAAACCAGGUUCCAGAUUCAGAGAUGUGCAACUGAUCCAAACAGUUAUAAAAGCUUAGGAGACAGCUUUCGAAUGAUUUUCCAAACAGAAGGGUUGUUUGGUUUUUACAAAGGAAUUCUGCCACCCAUCUUGGCUGAAACACCAAAAAGGGCAGUGAAGUUUUUCACCUUUGAGCAAUACAAGAAAUUGCUAGGAUAUGUGUCACUGUCACCAGCAUUGACAUUCGCCAUUGCUGGAUUGGGAUCUGGACUAACAGAAGCCAUCGUGGUUAACCCUUUUGAAGUAGUAAAAGUUGGCUUGCAAGCCAAUCGGAACAAAUUUACAGAGCAACCGUCCACUCUGAGUUAUGCAAGACACAUCAUUAAGAAGGAAGGCUUGGGAUUCCGGGGCCUCAACAAAGGAUUCACAGCGACUCUGGGACGUCAUGGAGUCUUCAACAUGCUUUAUUUUGGCUUCUACUACAAUGUCAAAAACAUUGUUCCAGUCAAUAAGGAUCCAACCUUGGAGUUUUUGAGAAAAUUUGGGAUUGGUCUUCUCUCCGGCACAAUAGCCUCAGUCAUUAACAUCCCUUUUGAUGUUGCCAAAAGUAGGAUUCAAGGGCCUCAGCCAGUUCCUGGAGAGAUCAAGUACAGAACCUGUUUUAAAACAAUGGCAACAGUCUAUCAGGAGGAAGGGAUUUUAGCUUUGUACAAAGGUCUGCUUCCCAAAAUUAUGAGACUUGGACCAGGUGGGGCAGUGAUGCUACUGGUUUAUGAAUACACCUACUCAUGGCUUCAGGAGAACUGGUAAUACUACUGCAUCGCGGGAGUGAGCACGGCCUGCAAAGAGGCCAUGAAAUUGAACCUUUAACCUCUCCCUGUGGAUGGUGUGGAAACAGAUCUCUGAAGAGUGCACUAGCCAAUUUAAAAACAACACUUUUACCCCCCUAAGAAAGAGAGGAAAUAUGUCAACACUAACCCAUAAUAAUAAUGUUUAAAAAUCAAACAAUCCUAAGCCCAUGUCCCAUCCCAUUUUCCUUCUCUUAUUUUUAAAAGUAGCUCUAAAUCAUAAUUUGCUUUGAGUAGCAAAUUGUAUUUGGGCUUUCUGUUGUCUUUUUAAAGGUAUUCCACGUGAAUUCGCUAUUACUAAGGAAACAUGUAGGGAGAAAAAAAGAGGAGGAAAAACAUCUGAUACCAUUAACAUUAGAUUUUUUAAAACACAAGAACCAGAAAAAAAUUAUAAAUAGCAUAACAAGAGAUUUCUUAAUUUAGAUAAAGAAAAUAACAUUUAGUUGUGUUUCCAUUACAAAUGAUUGAUCUCUUUUUAAAGACUCUGAAUAGCCACCUAAAAACGUCUGAUAAGGAAUAAUUCUGUACCUUAUGUCAGCUUUUCUGGACAGCAGGAGAGUCCCUGUACAGUACGGUUUUAAAGUCUCCACCAAAAUAUUGGACUGGUAUCUUUGUUCCAUUCGAUUUAUAGUCUAUUUUUUCACCAGACUGGGAACUCCAGAUGUCAAUAGGAGUUUCAUAAGAUCAAAGGAAGACUAUGGCCCUGAGAAUUCUUCUGCUCCUUCUGCUUAUUCUUCUCCUGAAGUUAUAAUCCUCUGUUUGUAGCACUGAAUUUCAGUUCCUUUAGAAAUAAAUGCAGUUCAAAGCUCUUUAUAAGAUAUCUGCUGCUUGAAAAAAGCAGUUCCACGAACAUAACUUGUGUGUCAGAAAUCUGCUUACUGUUUAUAUCCUAGUGAUCUGAAAACCUAGGUAAUCUAGCCAUCUGAAUUUUAAAUGAAACUGAUGUGACGGAACCUAAUUGCGAUGUAGGCUGUGCACAGCACAGAUAGGAGGAAGUCAAAAUGACCUAAUGAACGCAUCGGUAACAUCCAUAUCUAGUGAUGUGCCCUUUGAGUUAUUGCACAGAAUUAAUACCAAAAACCCUACAAUAUAUUAAUUUUCCAAUAGGUGAACUGUACCAAUGUCUUAAAAACGUAUUUUCAGGCCUAUAUUGCCCAGGAGGAAGAACUUUCUAAACAGAAGAGAUUAAAAGCUGUAGAAUUUUGCCCAAGAAAAUCAAAUGUUUUAAAAUGCAACACAAAACCACACACUCACACAAAUGUCUGCCCCCCUA